Mercurialis annua (annual mercury) is the source of this 1011-nucleotide messenger RNA. RefSeq lists its product as uncharacterized. The record is from RefSeq and is a predicted model, not a curated record. The transcript has 4 exons. Gene Ontology annotation, molecular function: zinc ion binding. Bases 147 to 647 code for a protein of 166 amino acids. Lineage: Eukaryota; Viridiplantae; Streptophyta; Magnoliopsida; Malpighiales; Euphorbiaceae.
UUAUACAGCAUGGAAGCUCUAAAUUCCGAAGUAUAAAAACAGUCAAACGGACCUCAUGAAAAUCCCACGCCAUUUUCAUUUUUGACAACACAAAAUCAGAGCAAAGAAUAGAAGCUUGAUACCGACGCUGAGAUAAGGCGGUGAAAAUGGUGAACUACAUGCUAAUGAUAACCGCCGAUCUCGAUAGCAUCACCAACCUCCAACCUCAGGGCGGUUGCGACGAUGCUUCUUUCACUUACCUCUUCAAGUUGAAAUGUGGAAGGUGCGGAGAGGUAUCCCAGAGGGAAACAUGUUUAAGCUUGAAUGAAACUGUUCCUCUUCCUAGUGGCAAGGGAACUGCUAAUCUUGUUCAGAAGUGCAAGUUCUGUGGCAGAGACGGAACUGUGGUAAUGGUGCCAGGCAAAGGUAAACCACUGAUGAUUGAGUCGAGUGAGAAAGGGGAAUAUACGCCAGUGAUGAUCUUUGACUGCAGGGGUUAUGAGCCUGAGGGUUUUGUUUUUACUGGUGAAUGGAAAGCUGAAUCUAUUGCUGGGACAAAAUUUGAAGGCAUUGAUUUGUCUGGUGAUGAAUAUUCUGAAUAUGAUGAGAAGGGGGAAUGCCCAGUCAUGAUAUCUAACCUGCGUUCUCAAUUCGUUGUUGUGAAGUAGAUCCUGCAUAUGUUUGUCUUGAUAUAUAUAUAAUAGAACUAACUGAUCUCUUCUACUGAAAGUGUAUCUAUUGCGCAUGGAACUAAUGUCUGCUAGUUUGGUUUUAUUUUUUCAAGUCUGGAAACACAUAUAGUGUGUUCCAUGCUGUUCACUAAUUAACAAGUCAUCCUAUUUUGGGAUGUAAAGGUGCAAUAUGUUAUCUGUCUGCACAUCAUACCAUCAUAAUAUGGCCAUACAUGUUGCAGAGCAUUCUAUUUUCAGGAUCUUAGUGUUUUUUUUGUAUUCUAAAUGUACUUGAAUUAUUUCCAUCACACUUUAUUUUUGUUGUACGGAAAUGGAAAUGAUGAUUUGGAGUUCAUUUAAA